AUGCACUCACUGGACGGACGGUGGACUAACAGCCUGCAACCUCCGACCCUCCAGCGGAUCUUUGACGGUCUUGGCAACAAGCCCCAAGGCGCCAAUCACAGUCAGGCCUUCACUCCGGGGACCACUAAAGUUUAUGACGAGGACAUACAAUUUGAUCGAGAGCUUUCGCGACAAUCUCCAAUUCCCCUUACGAGCCGACGACGCAGGGAGACAGACUAUCGCCAGCUCCCGUCUCGCUUCCUUCUCUUUGAAUCGAGCGUGUCCGUUGCCAGUUCAGCCAUCAUGGCGACCCCUGCGAGAAGCGCCAUCUACAAGCACUACCAGCGCGCCCUCGCCCGCUGGCCCAAAGACCCCCUGCGUCCGGAGAUCCAGUUCCAAGAUGUCCUUGCCAAGAGGCUGGAGAAGUCCUUUGCGGCGUCGGCCGCCGUCAACGAGCAGAAGGAGCUCAAGCAGCUCAACGCGCUGUACACCCUCCUCGAUGACCGGUACAAGACCAAGUAUCGCAUCACCGGAUCCCUUCUCGAACCCAAGAGCAACCCGACCUACUACACCGAUCUCAUGACCGAGCUCGAAGAAGCGCCCAAGAGGAGCUGGUUGGGCCGCAUCGGAAAGCGGCUAGGAGGACUGAUCCGGAUCACGAGGUAG
Molecule: messenger RNA, 645 nt
Organism: Thyridium curvatum
Lineage: Eukaryota; Fungi; Ascomycota; Sordariomycetes; Thyridiales; Thyridiaceae
Exons: 3
Coding region: 1-645 (214 amino acids)
Biological process (GO): mitochondrial respiratory chain complex III assembly
Cellular component (GO): Cbp3p-Cbp6 complex; mitochondrion
Molecular function (GO): ribosome binding
Source: RefSeq, a predicted model, not a curated record